Messenger RNA from Linum trigynum, 1426 nucleotides. NCBI's taxonomy places the organism in Eukaryota, Viridiplantae, Streptophyta, Magnoliopsida, Malpighiales, Linaceae. The record is from the annotation of a GenBank genome assembly.
UCGCCAAGAAAAUCAGCACUAAACCUUCCUCACUUCUCGUUUCCUGGCUGCCAACAGCGACAUCAUGAGCUUCCUCUCCGAUGACUCGUUUGCCAUGACUCCAACGCUCUUUUGUCGCCAGGAGAAGAUCGUUUCGUUUACCGGCGCGCUCUAUGCCCAUCCUGUUGGUGAGAAUCGUCAUCUCCAGAUUUUUGCCGUGAAGCCAAUUCUAUCGAUCUGUACUCUUGAUCCAUAUGCAUUCGCCUUCGUCGACUCUGUGGACCCCAUCUCACUCAUCGACAACCUGGGUUGGCUCCCAAUGGGUGAUUCGCCUCCUCGCAGCUACUGCCCAGCUGCCAUUCGUGCCUUCUAUUCCGAUCUCCGAAUAGAUGGGCUCACAACGGGCAAAUUCACUACUCUCGUAUAUGGUCACAUGCUUAUCCUUUCUGUUGAUGAUCUUGCUGCGUUCCUUGUUCUGCCUACUCUAGGCAAGCAGCUAAUUAUCCCUUCAGAGUUCUGGUCCUACAAGUUUGACAUGCGCCAGGAAGCCACAAAUCGCUCCUUUGAUUCGCUGGAUUACUCACUCAAGCUUCUACACUACUACAUCACACGAGUGUACUUUCCUCGCACUGACCGCUUGGAUGUCGUUGUCGUUCUGCCUCUUGAUUGUUGGGUCAUGUCUCACGCCAUCUCCGAUAUGUCUUUGAGCUAUCCUCACAUGUUGUUUGGGGAAAUCGUGGAUGCUGCUUCCAACGAAUCUCCCAUUGUUGGUCUUCCUUUUGCUGCGCUGAUUACGCUGCUGCUUCAGCGUGUCAGUGUUCCUUUCGCUGACUUUAUCAUCGUUUCUGACAAUGGUGUUCAUCCCACCAUCGAUGAGGUGCUUGCUGUGGUGGGAAUACCCCCCAUUGUUGAUUUAUCAUCAGGGGUAGAUGACCAUGUGGACACGAACGCAGCUAUUAGAGAAAGAUGUGAUGAGCUCGCCAAAGACGAGGAGUCCGCGGAUGGUGCUGCAUUUGCUUCCUCCUCUGUCUGUCCCUUCAAGCUCAAGCGACAGGCUAAAGGACCGCGUCCUUCUAGCAGAGUUCUCAAGCGUCUCAGGAAUCGAAAACCAUCUCAAGGAGUGGUUCUUUAUGAGAAUCAUGAUAUUGAGCAAAACAAUUAAAAGCCUUAAGUUUGGGGGAGCAAGUUUCGAGUAGUUGCUUGUUGCUCUUUUAAACGGUUUAUUUGAACUAUUGCUUUUAAGGUCUUGAUUGGGUCAGGGGGAGUAUUCAAUUAUGCCUCUUAUUUGCAUUGUUGAGUGUUUUGAUUGAAUAAUGUCAUGAGCUAUACACAGGAUGAAUGAAGUAAUUUGUUUUCUUAAUAAUCUGUGGCGUAGGAUGAAUGAGUGAUCUAAUAGCUUUUGUUCUUUAAUCUUGAGCUUUAUGGUGAAUGAAGCAUAUGCAGUAAC